CCUGCACGUGAUCGGGUCGGGUUCGUUAAGAAGCGGGAAAUCCUUCAAAUUCAAAUUUCAAACCCUUAUCCCUUCAAUUAAAUUCAAACAGUGCUCCAAAUUUCAAAAUUUUGACAACGAAAACCAAAAUUCUCUAUCUCAGAGAUGGAUUUGGAAAAUAUGAAAAGGAAACAGCUACAAGCAUUAUGCAAAGAACAUGGAAUUCCUGCAAAUUUAACCAAUUUGGAAAUGGCCGACAAGCUUUCUUCACUUCUUAAGGUAAAUGAUGAAAAACCCUUAACUCGAGGGCGAUCAUGUUUAAAGAUGUUGGAUGUGAAUGAGUCUGAUGUUGUUAAUAGGAAGGUAAAGAAAGUGAAGUUUAGUCCUGAUAAUGAAGUUAUUGAGUUUACGAGAUCGGCUCAAGUGAAAAGGGGAGGGAGGCGGAAGAUAAUGUUGUACAAGAACAAUUUGGAUGUUAGGAGUGAUGGGGUAAAAGUAGGCAUUUUGGAUAGUCCAGUUAGGGUUACUAGGUCGCAGGGAGUGAAUAUAGAAGACGGUGUUACUGAGAAAAAGGGAACGACAAGGCAGGUGAAAUAUAGUGCAAUUUCAGUGAAUAAGAGUAAGGAUGAAGUUGGAGUGACCACAAAAAGAACAUUGAAGAACAAGGAAGUAGUUAUUAUACAGGAAAAGAGGGAAGAAAAUGAGGGAACGAAUGAUGGUGUACGGAUGAGUAGAAGAGUAAGAAGUCGAAAAAAUGCUAAAGAGAGUGUAGAGGAUUUUCAAGAGGAGCCGAAGAUGGACAGAAGUGAAAAGGUAAUUGAUAGGGAAGAGAAGAGGGACAAGAAAGUGACAUUCGUUAGUGGUGGUCACAUGGAUGAGUGCACAAAGUCUGAAACAAAAGCCAAGGAGCUGAAAAGAGUAACGAGAAGAAAAUCUAUGGCUCAUAAUCAGACCUUGCCUGUUCAAAUUGAGGUUGAUACUGAAGUAAGGGAGGAGGUUGCGGAGAAGCCAGCUCGGGUUACAAGGUCUCGGAACUUGAAACCAGUUGAGGAUAAUGUCAGUAACAAAAGGAACCGGACUAGGGGUAAGAAAGCCAUUGAGACAAGUGAGGAAUUGCUUUGUACUGAAUUUGUUGAAUCUUCAGUUGAAGCUGUCAAAGAUGAAGUUAGAGUAAUCACAAGGGGGUCUCGGCAGAAUAGUGUUGUGGAGGCACCCGAAAAGGCUUUGAAGAGGUCUGGAAGGAUAGCUAAUAAGGAUAAGGGAUCAAGGUUGAGUGAUGAUAUUACUAAAGAAAAGAUGGUUACUAGGGGUAGGACAAGAAAUCAGUUUAGCUCGACUGUAGUAGCUUCAACAUCGGAAAGUGGAACCAAAAUUGUUGAAUCGAAGGGGAAACAUGAAGUGGUUCUUCAACUUGAAGAACCUGUAGAAGUUCCUCCUAGAAGAUGUGAUAGGCGCAAAUCUGUAUUGCCUUUGGAGAAAUUGAGAGGUGAUGAAGUUGCGGCCAAGAAGGAGAAAAGUAAUUUCUUAAAUGCUAAUGAUGAUGAGGUAAGGCAAAAAGUCACAGAAGAAGAACCAGAAGAACCCCAGAAGGCAUUGAAGCGGUCAAAAAGGCUUGCUACACAAGUGGAAGAUUCAGUAUUGGCCAAAGAUGAUAUUGCUGAAAAUAAAAUAGAUAUACCAACUGAAUCUCAAGGGACUCUUGAAGUGGUUCUUCAAACUGGAGAAGUUCCUAUCAGAAGUAAUAGGCGCAAAUCUGUUGUUCCUUCUUUGGAGAAAGUAAGAAGUGAUGAAGUUGGGGUUGUAAAGGAGAAAAAAACCUUAAAUGCUAAUGAUGGUGAUAUUGGAAGUAAAAGGACAAAAGAAGAACCCCAGAAGAUUUCAAAGCGGUCUAAAAGGCUUGCUAAUCAAAUGGAAGAUCCUGUACUUGCUAAACAUGAUAUUGCUGAAAAUAAAUUAGAAGAGAGGAGAUUGUCAAGAAGGAAUGUUGCUAAUGCAAAUCUAGACACCAAAAUAUUGGACAGAUCAGUGCAAGAAGAAACUUCUGUGGUAAAAGAAGAGAGGAGACGUUCUGGAAGGAGUGCUUCUAGACAUACACUUGCAGCAGUUUCAGAUGAUAAGAAGGAAAAGGGUGGGAAUAAGCUGACAAAGAGAAAUUGCACUGUUCAAGAUAAAGAUUCUACCAACAAGUUCACCCUUCAAGAUUUAGACUCAGCGAAACAGUCCAUAAGUAGUUCAAAGGCAAGUGUCAGGGCAUCAGUUGUUAAAAAGACAAGUACUGCAGGGAAGAAGCAGCAGGGUCGACUUAAAAGAUCAAAUGCGGAAGUAGAAGUACUCAUGCCUGAGGACAUGGAAAUAGUCAGAGAACCUGUCAAUAAAGAUUGUAAUAUCUCAGGGUCAGGAGGUACAAUGAGCUUCUCAAGAUCAUCUCUGAAUGAGCUAGAUGCUGUCCCAGAUGAUGUCAAUAUAGUUCUCGCUGGCACCAAGGAUGACACAACUGCUGAGUUGAGCAUCCUAGCUGACAAAUUAACUGAAGAAGGACCACUUGUAGAUGCAAAUUCUUCUCCAUCUGCAAAUAAAUCCGCAUCGAAAUCUCUUCCAUUCAGUGAUCCAUUCAACUCUGACGCUAGACCUGAGGAAAACCUAGUUGAGGAGCUUUUGCAGGUUGACCACGAGGAGCAGCCUGCAAGCAAAGGCCUAUGUCCUAGUUCUGUUUUGGCUGAUGAUGCAGUUCCAAAUGACCUAACUUUUGACAAACAGGAGCCUGGUGCAACAGUAGUAGAUAAUGUAGAAGAAUUUGUCACAGGAUUAUAUAAUGACGUUUUUGAUAAUUGUUCACUAAGCCAGAGUAAUAAUAUGGGAGAGAUCUUUGAUUCUGGAACUAAGGAUGAUGCAGCUGCUGAGUCAAGCCCCCUAGCUGACAAAUUGAUUGAGGAAGGACCACUUGUUGAUGCAAAUGCUUCCCCAUCUGAAAAUAAUUCCAUAUCUGAACCAUUCAGUGAUUCAUUCAACUCCAAUGCUACACCCAAGGAGAACCUAGUUGAGGAACUUUUGCAGUGUGAUCAUGAGGCGCCUGCAGGCAAAGAUCUAUGUCCUAGUCCAAUUUUGGCUGAUGAUGCUGUUCCAAAUGAAAUAACUUCUGACAAACAGGAGCAUGGUUCAAUAGCAGCACAUAAUGCAGAAGGAUUGUCUGAUGAAGUUCUUGGUAAUUGUUCACCAAGCCAGAGUGAAAAUAUGGAAGAAAACCUUGAUUCUGGCUUUAAAGAACAAUCGGAGACUGGAUGUGUUGUUACUGAAGGAGUAAGUCAUGGUGAACAGGAGCCUGCAAGCAAAGUCCUAUGUCCUGGUUCUGCUUUGGCUGAUGAUGCAGUUCCAAAUGACAUAAUUUCUAACAAACAGGAGCAUGGAACAGUUGAGGCAGAUAAUGCCGAAGAAGUUGACACGGGUUCAUUUAAUGAAGUUCUUGAUAAUAUGGAACAGCACUUUGAUGCUGGCUUGAAAGAACAAUCAGUGACUGGAUGUAUUGUUAUGGAGGGGGUAACUUAUGGUGAGCAGGAGCCUGAAAGCAAAGGCCUAUGUCCUAGUUCUGUUUUGGCUGAUGAUGCAGUUCAAAAUGACAUAACUUCUGACAAACUGGAGCAUGGUGCAAUUGCAGCAGAUACCGCAGAAGAAUUUGACUCAGGAUCAUCCAAGGAAGUUCUUGACAACUGUUCAGUAAACCAGAGUGAUAAUAUGGAAGAGAAGCUUGAUUCUGGUUUUAAAGAACCAUCAGAGACUCGAUGUAUUGUUUCUGUUGGUGUGAAUUAUGGUGCACAAGAGCUAACUGCAACAGACUAUGCAAAAGAGUUGGAUGUGGGGUUGUCUAGUAAUGUUUUGUUGGAUAAUCUAGGUUCUUUCAAUCAUAGCAAUGAGAUGGAAGGCAAAAUUUCUGAAGCAGAAGCUGAAUCUGAUCUAGUGGAAGCUAAUUAUGAUCUAGAUGCACCCACCUUCACAAGUCAAGGUGAAAUUCAUGCAGAAGAAUGUGGAAACUUGGAGGUGGCUGCUUCCGAGAAAACCGUUUCAAGUCCCAUAAAAGCAGUUCUAGAUCUUCUAGUUGCAGAACCUGGUAUUCUUGGUGAUGGCAUCACAUUACAUGUAACUCCAUUAGAGGACAGUGAUGAAGAGAAGCAAGGCGAAGACUUAAAAAUUUUGUUUGCCACUCCUGGUUAUGUUUCACAUUCUAAAGAAAAGAAAGAUUUUUUGGAUGGUGAUUCAAGGGACGAGGGUCUGAACAGAGAGGGGCAAGUUUCACCUAUUAGUGGUAAUGAUACAUCAAGUCUCCAAAGUUCUGUCCGUGAUUGUGGUGAACAUGGCCAAGGAGAGUAUCUGAAAAGAUUGUUUGCCACACCAUUUGGUAGUAAAUGCAGCAAGGUAGAUAUAGCAACUAGUAGUGCGAUUAAUGAGACAAGCAGUCAGUGCCAGCACAGUUUCCAUGAAAAUGAGCACAUCACAUUACAUGUAACUCCAUCAGAGGACUGUGAUGAAGAAAAGCAAGGCGAAGAGUUAAAAAUUUUGUUUGCCACUCCUGGUUAUGUUUCACAUUCUAAAGAAGAAAAGAAAGCUUCUUUGGAUGGUGAUUCAAGGGACGAGGGUCUCAACAGAGAGGGGCAAGUUUCUCCUAUUAGUGGUAAUGAUACAUCAAGUCUCCAAAAUUCUGUCCGUGAUUGUGGUGAACAUGGCCAAGGAGAGUAUCUGAAACGAUUGUUUGCCACACCAUUUGGUGGUAAAAGCAGCAAGGUAGAUAUAGCAACUAGUAUUGCGAUUAAUGAGACAAGCAGUCAAUACCAACACAGUUUCCAUGAAAAUGAGAACAUGGGGGAAGAUCUUAAAGGUUUGUUUGCUACGCCCUCUGUUGUUUCACAAUCUGUUGGAGACCUGCACUACCUUUUUCAAAAUCAAUUGAGUGGAGAAGCAAUGACCACUAGAGGACUUGGCUCAAGCGGAAAAGAAAAUUUAAGUGAAUCUGUCAGGAGUUUGAUUGAGAACAAGCAAGUGGAACAAGUAAGGACUUCAUUUGCCUCACCAGUCUCUGUGAAAUGCACUAACCAAGAGACUACUUCUACCAAAGGAAAGUGUAGCCCAAGUCAUGAAAUGCAAUCUUAUAUUUGCAGUGGAGUGGAAAGAGAUCUCAGUGAAUCUGAAGCCGGGUCUAUUGGAGUCAACCAAGCUCCUGAGACUUCACAUAUCACUGCUUUCAACUUUGGUGAUGAAAAUGAACAAGAAGAUCAAUUGAUAAUGCCUUUUGCUUCAGCCAACAUUACCCAGUCUACGGAUCAAAUGGAUGGAAUUCCAAGGAUGGCAGAAAACAAUAAACUUUUUAUGUCUGGCAAUGUUCAAGGUCUCUCUCGUAACAAAGUCUUUCCAGUUGCACAUCCAAGUGCUAUGGAUCUGGAAGAGCCUGAGAGCAUAGAUUCUAAACAUUCUGAAGAACAGAAUAAAGUUGAGAAGAUCAAAGAAACUGUUGAGUGGAUGAAAGAAUCCAGUGCUGUUGAAGAAGAGAACAAUGAAGGUCAGGGUAAUAUGCUCUCUGCAACAUCAGCUAAAAGCAUGACUCCAUUUCGCAAGGAUGAGCUUUCUUCUAAAAAACCUAAGAUCAAAGAAACUGCUGAGUGCAUGAAAGAAUCCAGUACUCUUGAAGAAGAGAACAAUGAAGGUCAGUGUAAUAUGUUGUCUGGAAUGUCAGCUAAAAACAUGACUCCAUUGCGGAAUAAUGAGUUUUUCUCUCAAGACACUAAGACAGCAGAUGUUGCAACGUCAGGAGAAAUGGUUGGAGACACAGAGAUGACUACAAGACAUGAAAGCUGUGUUCAGGAAAUUGUUGACAUAGAGGAACAAAAAAUCGAGGAAACAGUGGCUGACAGGGAUUUGUUGUUAUUUUCUCCUCAAGAACCUAAGACAGCAGAUGUUGCAAUGUCAGGAGAAAUGGUUAGAGACACAGAGGUGAAUACAAUACAUGAAAUCUGUUUUCAUGAAAUUGUUGACAUAGAGGAACACAAAAUUGAGGAAACAGUGGCUGACAGGAAUUUGUUGCUAAGAGGAGAUGUCUCUAGAGGUCUUGAAGAAGAUAUUUAUGUUGGAAUUGCAAAUGAAAGUACUUCUCCUGUUAUUUCAGAGCCUACAUGCAAUGAUAUUGGAUUUUCUGAACAGCAAAUGGUGCCGGAGAUCAAUCAGAGCAGUCCAAACGAAAGUGCUUCUCCUAUUUCAGAGCCUACAUAUGAUGAUAUUGAAUUUUCUGAACAACAAAUGUUGACAGAGAUCGAUAAGAGCAGUCUCGGGAACAUUAACACAUCUGAUGCUUUUAAUGAUGGUACUGAAGAUCACUUGAGACUGCAGUUUGCCACCCCAAUCAAAGAAGCAAACCUUUCCAGAUUGGGUGAAGCUUCUAGUUGUCAAUUGAAGACAGCAAUGAUUGCAAUGACUUCUGAAAUGGCUGGUAAGCAGCCUAAGCAAGGGUUUGAAUUUUCUGGAGAACCACUUACUGUAGAGAUUAUUAGUGGAGGUUCUGAUAGAACAAAAAGAUCUCAUUUCUCCAAAGAGAUUGAACAAUUUGAAGGAGGGCCUCUGUUUCCUACACCAUCAAAAGGUACACGUCCACUACAGUUUGAGGAAAGUCCUGGUUGUGAGGAAGAUAUCUUCAAGUAUCUAGAUGGUGUUAAGCUCCUUAACACUUGGGAACAAAAUUUUGAACAGCACGGAGAUCGUCAAUUUUCAAAUGAAAUAACUGAUGAUACAGGUGAAGCUACACUUCAUUGGUUUCAAACAAACGAUGACAAUGUUCCCAGACAGACAGAACUGGAGACACAGAAAGAAAUUGAUUCUGCCUGGCUGUUCGAGCCCUUGCAUGAGGAAGGGGAAGUCACAGAAGAUGAUGCUCUGGCUAAGGGCAAGGAAGACAAUCAUCCUGUACCAUAUCAAGAAUCUAUUGAAGACGAAUUAAUUAACACUGAUGAAGCAGCAAAAAGUGGUGCUGUAAGUGAUGCAGUUUGCCAACAACCUAACAUUCUUUUAACUGACAUCAAAACUGAGAACAUAACUCAGGAGAGCACAAGGAAGACCGAUGGCUUUUCUGUUAGUGCUGAAAGUGGAAUUCUUGAAUUUGAUGCUGAAUCCACUGCAUUAAGAAGUCAGGAACCGAUUAUCAUCACAGUAGAAGAGACUAAGGGAGAGGAAGUGCAAAAAUUAGAAGUGAGCAAUAUCAGUAAUGCUUUCCUAGAGAAUAUUCCCAAUGAUGAUGAAUAUGCAAAAAACAAUUCAACAGUUUUGCCUGCUGAUGAGCAGAUUCACUUUAUAGAACAUUAUGCGAUAGAAAAUGCUUCGAGCACUGAGGGGUUUACUGCUUUCACAAAUGAAUGUCAACAUGUUACUAAGGAAGAUGAUCUUGCUGCUGAGGGGGACAGACUUGUUAUAUUUGAAUCAAAUGAGAGCACGCCUACGAUUGUUAACAAUUCAGGUCUCACCACACAAAUGGACAUGCCUGGAAUAUUCACAGAAGAGCCUCAGCGUGUAAGUGAUCAAGAGAAGUCAAAUGCAGCUAAGCAACAAGAUGAGGAUUCUUUUGAUAAAAAGGAGCAUGAAUCAACCGGAGCAGUGUUAUCACCUUCUUCCAAAUCUCAUGAAAGCAUUAGCUUUAUUGAGGAAGGCAUUGCUGGUGAAGGUACAUUGAUAUUUGAGAAAAAGGAUGAGUUGGCUGAAAAGAAAGUAGCUUUAACCCCAGCAGCAGGUGUGGCUAAAACAUCUUUUGCCAAGCACUUGAACUCCACUGUGAAAAAGAAGAAUGCCAGAAGCAUUCUGAUACAUGGAACCCCUAACAAACUAACUCAGAUAGCUGACAUGAAAGAAAAUGCUCCAAAUGUUAAAGGAGACAUCGGCACUUUAUCUGCGUUAAGGCCUGAUAAACGACCUGCUUUGAAAGACCUCCCAAGGAAAUAGAAGAAACGUGUGUAAAUCUUGUGAGUUUUUUUUCUGUUUUGAUUGUCCUGGUUUGAUGAUUGCUGCAUAUCUCAUGGCCUAUACUUCUGUUACAUGAGAACAAAUAGGUUGUGUAAUUAUGUCAUUUUUAUGUUAUUCCAUGGGAUUGACAUUGUAACUGUCCUGAUUUUUUUGGUAAAAGAUUGAUUGACAAGAAUGUAAGGAUUUUAUUACCCAAAUCUCA
This is a messenger RNA of Solanum stenotomum, 8167 nucleotides long. RefSeq lists its product as uncharacterized. The transcript has 19 exons. NCBI's taxonomy places the organism in Eukaryota, Viridiplantae, Streptophyta, Magnoliopsida, Solanales, Solanaceae. The record is from RefSeq and is a predicted model, not a curated record. The coding region runs from base 145 to 7944 and encodes 2599 amino acids.